AGCGCGGCCCCGCGAGCAGUUGCGGCGGGAGAGCGGCGGGGCCGAGAGCGUGACUCGCCCGCUGCGCGCUGCCCCUGCUUCCCGCCGCCGCCGCCCGCAGCCAUGUCCGAGGAGAAGCCCAAGGAGGGAGUAAAGACAGAGAACGACCACAUCAAUCUGAAAGUGGCUGGGCAGGAUGGGUCAGUCGUCCAGUUCAAAAUCAAGAGGCACACUCCUUUGAGCAAGCUGAUGAAGGCGUACUGCGAGAGACAGGGCUUGUCAAUGAGACAGAUUAGAUUCAGGUUUGAUGGGCAACCAAUUAAUGAAACAGAUACCCCAGCACAGCUGGAGAUGGAGGACGAGGACACCAUUGAUGUGUUCCAGCAGCAGACGGGCGGAGAGGCCGGCGACGGGCUUCAGCAGCAGACGGGGGCAGCGCCUGGGGCCCUGGGCCUCUGGGGACGUGGCGUCUAGAAGCACCACCACCACACGUGUCAUCUCUCCUUGCAUUUGCUCUAAGUAAACACGUGAACAUGCCAAUCACAAAGGAGUCUGCAGAAACUCAAGGACACUCACCAAAAUUAUUUUCCUCUCUCUCUGAUGCACUGUGAGUGCAACUCAAAACUCUAUCUGCAGGGAUUAAUCUACAUCUUAAAUUGGGCCAACAAGAAUUGUUAUCUUUGUUUAGGUAAAAUCAGUUGCCAGGUUUUUUGGGUUUUUGUUUUUAUUUUUUUCUCCUCUUAUACCAUUUUCCCCUCAAACUUGUUGACCUGAAUGUCCACUUUUAGUCUGUGGAUGGCGAUCUUAUGCCCAGGUGCUGCAAUGCCCCCCCCCCCUUUUGUAAUUGUGUGGCCAACUUGUGUCCUCCGGGGGGGGGGUUCCUGUUGGACAAGUUUUGGGGGGUUGAUGGGGAUAGAAGGCAACAUUUGACUUACUGUUUGUUAUUAAAAUGCUAAAUAUAUUGCAAAUUUAAGUUUUUGUCACAGAGUAUGGUAAAGUUGAAGAGAAAAUAUUGGAUUGCUUCUUAAAAGGUAAAAGGAGGAAAAUAACCGAGUCCUUCAGUAAUAUGGCCCCGAGCAUCCCCUGCUCCUUGAGCCCCGCCCGGGUUUUGAGGCCCAGGACUCCCACCACCAACUGCUGGGCAUAUCGGGCAACAACUGGCAUGGCUAAAUUGGCUUUCCCCCCUUUUUUAAUAUGGAAGAAAAUAAUUACCACAGUUUUCAUUUGGUAAUAGUAUUGUGGCCUCAGAUUUCUUCUAGUAGUUGCUUCUGAUGAGUAAUUAUGGUCUAUAUAUAAAAAACUAAGAUUAAGUAUUACUGAAUUUGCAGUUAUGUCGUCGUGUAAAAGAGCUAUUCAAAGUGUGGUUAAAAACGAGACCUGUGGGAAGAUGACUUCAUGUUACUCUCCUGGAUCUCAAGGACCUUUGCUCUGCUGCUUUCCAAAUAUGUAUUCAAUUUAUGCGUUAGUGCGGUGAUUUCAGUUGUGUGAAAUAUUUUGGGAUCUAUGCCAAUUAAAAAUUUCCACAGUUC
Messenger RNA from Choloepus didactylus (southern two-toed sloth), 1508 nucleotides. RefSeq names its product small ubiquitin-related modifier 3. Gene Ontology annotation, molecular function: ubiquitin-like protein ligase binding; protein tag activity. Bases 103 to 453 code for a protein of 116 amino acids. The transcript has a single exon. Gene Ontology annotation, cellular component: nucleus. Gene Ontology annotation, biological process: protein sumoylation. The record is from RefSeq and is a predicted model, not a curated record. NCBI's taxonomy places the organism in Eukaryota, Metazoa, Chordata, Mammalia, Pilosa, Megalonychidae.